This is a messenger RNA of Exophiala dermatitidis NIH/UT8656, 1551 nucleotides long. RefSeq lists its product as uncharacterized. The coding region runs from base 1 to 1551 and encodes 516 amino acids. The record is from RefSeq and is a predicted model, not a curated record. Gene Ontology annotation, cellular component: nucleus. Lineage: Eukaryota; Fungi; Ascomycota; Eurotiomycetes; Chaetothyriales; Herpotrichiellaceae. Gene Ontology annotation, biological process: mRNA splicing, via spliceosome. The transcript has a single exon.
AUGGACAACUCUCAGUUCCGCAAUCUCAUCCAGGCGCAACGUGGUGCGAAAGCACCCGACGCCAGCCCUUCGGAAGCCGCUUUCAAGAAACCCGCUCUCGGCUCGCGAGCGCGCUCUUCGAUUCCCAUGACUCCGCGCUCGGUGUUAGGUUACAGCGGCGCCAAAGACUUUGCGAGACAAGUAGCUGAGCACCAACGAGAACAAGACGGACAGCCUCCUACCAAGAAGUUCAAGUCGAGUUCCGCCCCGAAAGGCACCAAACUUGCCUCCGGGUACAGCGACCGUACAUUGGCCAGACGGGCAGGCGAAGAAGACGCCGAGACGCAGGAUGACAAGGAGAAACGACUAAAAGCCCUGGAAGAGAUGUACAAACUACAACAAAUUGAUGAAACGCUUUUUGAGAAGCUGAAGAGCGAGAUUGGCAUUGGCGGCAGCCUCAGUAGUACACAUCUGGUGAAGGGCCUCGACUGGAAGCUACUCGAGAAGGCCCGGCGCGGAGAAGAUCUCAAUACAGAAUCCACUCAGCAAGAGCCAGCGGCCGAAACCACCAAGGCUGAUGUUGAUGAGGAGUUGGACCACGUAUUGGACCAGGAAGUUCACGUCAAAAGUCCUGGAGAGAAAAAGAAGGAAUCCGAAAACUCUGCACCUGAGGAGGUCAACGCCCAGCCCAUAUCCCGAGACGAGAUUUUGCGGCGUUGGAAAGAGAGCCGCGCCGGAAAGCAACAGACCGCGCCCGCCGCGCCGGGCCUAGGUGAGCGUUUCAAGAAGGUGACAUCGGAAAAGUCAAGCAACAAGAAAAAAUUCGUUGAAGUCGUGAAUGGACGACGAAGGGAAGUGCUUGUCAUCACCAACAAGGAUGGCACCACGAAGAGAAAGUCUCGGUGGAUUGACCCCGAGGACAGCACCAGGGAGGGCCAGCAGCCCUUGGGAAUGGAAGUGCCGGCUGAAUUUCAGGCAAAACAGCAGGCACUAUUGGCGGAACAAGAGGAAGACGAAGAUGAUGACAUCUUCAAAGGCGUUGGAGACUACGACCCUCUAGCCGCAAUCAAAGAUGAGUCGGAGGCAUCGGAUGCCGAAGUGCAGGAUGCAGAAAAGUCAACAGCAGAAAAGAAAAAGUUUGAACCUGCAGCUGACAAGCCUCGAAAUUACUUUGCAACGAGCGACCAGCCAGCUGAGGCGGAGGACCGCAGCAAUCCCAUUACAAAAGAUCCUACACUCCUUGCAGCAUUGAAGCGGGCGGCAGCUCUGAAACGAAGCGAGGAGCACGGUGGAGGUGAUGCACCGGGUUCGGAUCCAGAUCAGGAAGCCAAACGACAGCAGUUGCUGGCUAAGUUGAAGGAACGGGACCGGGCUGAUGCCAUGGACCUGGAUCUGGGAUUCGGCGAGAGUCGGUUUGGAGACGACGAUGACGAGGAUGGCCCUGUUUGGGAGGGCGAAGGAGGCAGCAAGAAGAGUGGGAGGAAACGGGGGCCCAAGAAACGCAAGGGCCACAAGGAUAACGUGAAGGAUGUGAUGGCGGUGAUGGAGGGCCGACACAAGGAUAAGUCGUGA